AUGUGGAUUAUAAACAAGAAGACCCUUGGAUUACAUGGAUUACAAAUCUGCAAAGAUGCGAAAGAUGAAGGAGGAGGCCCUGGAGUACUUGGAAUUCAAGAACUUAAAAGAAAGAAGAAAUAUGAUGGGGGCCUCCAUUCUGAAUAUGAAGGACUGGUGGAACUUUUGCAGCAGUUGUCUCUAAGUUUUCUUGUGGGAAGAAAAUCUGGCUUGACUGGGACAGAACUCCUUCGAGAUCCGAAGACCAACAUAAAGGACUACCAACAAAACCGGCGGAGAGGGACUGAAAGAGACUUGAAGGCCUCUGGAUGUGAGAAAUCCAGGCUAAGAACUGCUAUUGUAGAAAUGUACUUGGGAAGGGACGAACCGGGGAUGGGAGGGGGAAAAUAG
This is a messenger RNA of Podarcis lilfordi (Lilford's wall lizard), 390 nucleotides long. NCBI's taxonomy places the organism in Eukaryota, Metazoa, Chordata, Lepidosauria, Squamata, Lacertidae. The record is from the annotation of a GenBank genome assembly.